AUGGCUAUUUUAGUAACAUCCAUGUUACUACUACUAUCAUGGCUAAUAGCCCCAUGGUCCUCAUGGGCAUCUGGAGAUAGCGGUUAUGUUGUAGAUGCUUGUAAUGUUACAACAUAUCAAGAUCUUUGUAUCCACUCUCUUGCUUCGUAUUCAAACAUUGCAAAACGGGACCCGAGUAAGUGGGCCCGGGCGGGUGUCUCGGUCACUAUAGGUGAGACGAAGAACACGACUCGGUAUUUAUUAGGACUAAAGAAGAAGAAUCGCUUCAAGGGAAGAAAUCGGGUUGCGGUUUAUGAUUGUGUGGAUGUGUUUCAAGACACAUUGGAUAACCUUCACAAAUCGUUAGGGGUGCUUAGACAAAUAAGUGCUGUAACAUUUGAGACACAGAUGGAGGAUGUCACUACUUGGGUUAGUAGUGCACUUACUGAUGAAGAAACUUGUUUAGAUGGGUUUGAAGGGCAAAAAGGGAAACAAAUCAAGUUGUUGGAAAGUAGAGUUAAAAGAGUGAGUUAUUUUACUAGUAAUGCUCUUGCUCUUGUUGCUAAACUUGCUUCCACUGGGCCAUAG
Molecule: messenger RNA, 567 nt
Organism: Lactuca virosa
Lineage: Eukaryota; Viridiplantae; Streptophyta; Magnoliopsida; Asterales; Asteraceae
Source: the annotation of a GenBank genome assembly